This is a messenger RNA of Spirometra erinaceieuropaei, 2413 nucleotides long. NCBI's taxonomy places the organism in Eukaryota, Metazoa, Platyhelminthes, Cestoda, Diphyllobothriidea, Diphyllobothriidae. The record is from the annotation of a GenBank genome assembly.
AUGCGCCUCCGUCUGCCUCUCUGGGGAGACAAAUUCGCCACCAUCGCCAGCGUCUACGCUCUCCCGACGGCCAGCCCUGACGCCGCAAGUAACAAAUUCUACGAGGACAUCCCGGCAUCUGUACCAAAGGCGAAUGAGUUCAUUGUCCUUGGUGACUUUAACGCCCGCGUCGGCACAGACCAUGCUGCCUGAAGAGACGUGUAGGCUCUCCACAGUCUUAACGCCUCCAAAGACAAUGGCCUGCUUUCCUACGAACCUGCGCAGAAGACCUGCUCAUCUUUGCCAAAACCGUCAUCCGCCUUCGGAUGCGAGAGAAGGCCACGUGGAUGCACCCUCGGUUGCGACACUGGCACCUGCUGGACUAUGUCCUCGUCCGGAGGCGAAACCAGCGGAUGUGCUGGGGACAAAGUCGAUCCCGGGUGCCGGCGGGUCGACCCACCAUCGCCUCUACAUCUCCAAGCUGCGGAUUCGCCUACAGUCUCACAGGAAACCUCAAGGUAAGCGACCUCCCCAGGUUAGUUGAAUGGUGCUUUGUUGUUUUUGCCUGCUCACAAUCUCCAUUUCAGCAAUGAACUAGCGUACGUCACUACUUACGCCAUGACCAGGACGAGACGGUCACACGGAGCUUAAUAAUACCGGGCAAACACAGUCCCUCGACUUAUCCACCCAAAAAAGGGCACAGACGCAACUAACCCCAAUUGUGGUGACGACACACAACACAGGAGGCCACCAACAUUCACAAGCGACGGUCAGAGGGCCAAGGCAGCGAAAGAAGGAAAAACUCGGCCAGUCCAACACCAACUAAUUUGACUGUCUAUUCAAAUUUCUGGUCGAUUUCUGCACUAAACGCUUCGAUAAUGGAGAUAAUGCUCUCAGGGACGUCAGCAAUACAAUACACUUGACCCGGUGAGCACUCCACAUUUCUCAGAUUAUCGACCCGGAUCUCAUACGUUUGCUGACCUGAGCCUUAAAUACACUCGCCGCAUUUGCCUCCACUGUCCACACUGCCCCUGCACAUUUACUCACCGCAUUGGUCUAUUCGAUCACAUCGUAUCCACGACAGUGGAACCGACCGCAGUCUCGACACCCCUAGUACCUCCUUCAUAUCCACCAUGCCUAUCUCAACCCAUAUCCUGCCGCCCAGCACACCCACCACCACAGCUCCACCACACCCAGCACACCAUUCACACCCACCAUGCCUACCUCAACCCACACCCCAUUGCCCAGGCGUCCGCCAUCAGCAGCUCCACUGCUGCCACCGUCUCCGAAACCGACACUUACACCGUCAACUUGUGCGCACUGUCCCGUACACUCAGCUUACACAUCGGCCUGGUCAGUCACUUGCGAAUCCACCGCACAGAAACUGGCGAACCAGUACCUGAAGCACCAACAUACACCAGACGCAUCCGCCUCAACGGCCCUCACUGCACCCGCACAUUCGCCCACCGCAUUGGCCUUUUAGACCACAUGCGCAUUCACGAAAACUUGCCGUAGACAACCGCCGGCUAAACGACACCACUACACCUUCCCCCACCACAAGCAUCUAACUGCCACCUACCACGGAAGUGGAAAGGGCGCGUCUCGGCUCCGUCUGCCGUAUGUGUUAUCCGAGUCUGAGACUAUGACGGCGCGUCAAGCGCCGUGGCUUGUGAGACUGCUGACUGACGUCCCAACUCAGUCCACACAGUCUGCCCAGUUGUGUGUUUGUGUGGUGUGGAAGACUGGUGGGGCACUCCCACGCAAGCGAGAUGUACGCUACCAACCCCCCUUGUGAAAUCCUGCUUCUCGUGUUUGGGGGGCCAUGUCGUGCAUGUGGCACGCGCAGACAAGGUCAGCCAUCUCGCCCACUUCCCGCACCUGUCAACCGACCGUCUCGGACAGCAGCCGAGGCCCGGGAAUGGGGAGAGUGAGGUCGAUGCUCAGCCUUUGAAGCUAUCACGGUACGCUCAAAGCCGAGGCUUGAAAGGUUGCCAACUGACGGUAUAAAUUGGACCUCGCAGUCGUCCCAAUGUUGUGUUUGUGGAGCGACCGACUGGUGGCCUAAGAGGUAGGCUGCAAUGGCUCUUUCGUAAUGUGGCCUUUAUGGCACUCCCACUCCGUGGGAUCCGAGCAGGGUGUGAUGUCACUCCUAGGUGCAGCCCCGGCACCGCCAGCCCCUUUUUUCGUUGGUUAAAAUCCUAGUCAUUUAUUAUGUGGACCAAAGGGUAUGGAGCGGAGCGUCAAGGUGCGAGUCCGACCGUGCCAUCUACCUGCGCCCUCCAUCGUCUCCAAUCUUCUUGACUCUGUCUGCACACUGGGUCCAGUGGAGGAGGAGAGGGUGCGGAAGACGCUGCGCAAGCCACCAUGCCUGCUAAAUCUUGCUAUGGAGCACACGGUGGACGUCAUCGGCGACGACGGUCGAAAUAUCACCUAG